GCCCUUCCUGCUUCAAUCACUCCCUUCUGAGCUCUCGAAGCGUGCGCGUCGUGCUUUCUAUCUCUCUCUUCUUCACUUGACAUUGACAGUUACGUACGUGAACUUGUUAGUAAACAUGUGUCUGGCUAAGGAAAGUGAGUCGCCUGCCAAGGAGGCGGUGUCGCCCCGGUCACCUUGGGCUAAGCUUCUGAACCGUCAGAACUCAAAACCGAAACUUCCGAGGAAAGUGGCGUCUUCAGCUCGCGUCAACUUGAACAAGUGCUGGAGCAAGCUCGGGGAGCUGAUGUCCAACGCCUCCCCCCGCGCCGACCUGCCGGCCCUCAGGCCCGACGAUGAGCCUCUACUCAUACCGUUCACCGAUUUCUUCUAUCCUGUUGACCCUGUCAAACCACCUAAGGAAGACAAGGACAACAUCGAAAAUCAAAACCUUCUUAACGGCCGUCGCUUCGAAGCCAUAGAAGACCCAGAGAUCAAUGACAACAUGGCCAACGAAGUCCGCGAGAUCUGCUACUCGGCCACUAAGAACAACUGUUUCGUAUGUAAACUUUGCUACUAACUUAGUUGUACGUUUUCCCGCGCUAACAGCAAUCUUUGAUAUGAUCAAACCCUCUCCCUUUAACUUCUAAACGCAGUGUCUUGAAACGAAAUCGCGUCUUCCAUAGUUUUAGUGCGCUCCCAAUAUCGUGGGCAAAUCCAUGUCUUCCAUUAGACUUAGAAAAACAGACCAUAGACAAACGAGUAAAUACCUAAGUUCUGUAAUUUACAGUUCAGUGUUUUGAAACACCUUUCAUUUGUUUUGUUUGUGGUCUGCAAUAAGUUAGUUUUGAUGUAUUUGCAAUGUUAAAUUCGCAGAGAGAUUUGGUAGACAGCUUUAAUAACAACAUCUGCACUGUAUAUUAGUAUCGCACCUCUCACUUUAUACUUUUUACUUCUACUUUUCAUU
This is a messenger RNA of Plutella xylostella (diamondback moth), 943 nucleotides long. RefSeq lists its product as uncharacterized. The record is from RefSeq and is a predicted model, not a curated record. Lineage: Eukaryota; Metazoa; Arthropoda; Insecta; Lepidoptera; Plutellidae.